Sebastes umbrosus (honeycomb rockfish) is the source of this 8541-nucleotide messenger RNA. Its product is annotated as membrane-associated guanylate kinase, WW and PDZ domain-containing protein 3. NCBI's taxonomy places the organism in Eukaryota, Metazoa, Chordata, Actinopteri, Perciformes, Sebastidae. The transcript has 22 exons. Gene Ontology annotation, biological process: signal transduction. The coding region runs from base 876 to 5366 and encodes 1496 amino acids. Gene Ontology annotation, molecular function: protein binding. The record is from RefSeq and is a predicted model, not a curated record. Gene Ontology annotation, cellular component: cytoplasm.
UAUAUAUUUAGACAGGGACUAAAACGAGAAUAAGUUACAGUGAACAUUAUGGAUUUACAUUGGUGUUUUUUUUUUUUUUUUUUUUCAAUUUAGUACCACAACACACCGGAUGAUGGAGCCAGCCACAAAACGCGCGUCUCCAAAACGCGUCCGCCGCUGCUGCUGCUGCUGCUGCUGCGCGUAAAAAGGGGCGUUCCGCAGCUUGGCAACAUCUCUCUCUUUGGCGCUGCCAGGUGUGUUCAAACCUGUAGCAGACAAACCACUCGCAGAUGUUUCUCUGCUCAGUCACCUCUGAGCUGGAUCUCAACCGCGUAAUAAACCGACCGACCGGUGAUCGCUGCCUGCCGCCGCUCCGUCUAUCCGCAUCCUGCGCCCACAGACAGGUAUGAGGGGUAUUUCUCGUUGACGCACUGCAUUUCAGCGACAGAAACGCCGCCGAGUGAGUGAAAUACUCUGUGUUUACAUUUUGUUUGGACGGAUUUGGUUCCAGAGUAAGGACGGAGAGUGUGAAACCCCGUUUUAUUCCUCUUUUUUAACCAACCUCGCACCGCUGUCAAACUCCGGUUUUUACGCACAAGGAGCGUUUUGGAAUUUUACUGUCACCCGGGCAACUGAAUUACUGUAACCCGGGCAACUGUGAAUUACUGUAACCCGGGCAACUGUGCGGGCACCGGACGAUGAAGACACUCCUCAGCGGCGGAUACACGGGGUGAAAAACCAGCCUCCUAAAUGUCAGAAAGAUGAGAUCCACAGCAGCAGGGCGGGAGAAUACCAACUCAGGAGGGUUUGUUAGGCCGCGUCACUCCGCGUCCGUUUGAGCGAAACACCGAGUCGACUGUAAGCAGCUCUAUCGUCAGUUGUUCCGGGAGUGAACCAUGUCCAGGACGCUGAAGAAGAAGAAACACUGGUCGGGUAAAGUGGUGGAGUGCGCGGUGUCGUGGGGUAACCUGGGGGACUUCGGCUCCGUGGUGGAGGUGCUCGGUGGAGCCGAGCUGGGACAGUUCCCCCACCUGGGUCAGAUGAAGCUGGACGUGCUGGUGUGUCACGUCGGAAAGCUGCCCUACUACGGGGACGUGUUGCUGGAGGUGAACGGCACGCCCGUCAGUGGACUUACAAACCGAGACACCCUGGCUGUCAUACGACACUUUAGGGAGCCCAUUCGCUUGAAGACGGUGAAACCAGGUAAAGUAUUGAACACGGACCUGCGCCACUACCUCAGUCUGCAGUUUCAGAAGGGCUCACUGGACCACAAGCUCCAACAGAUCAUACGUGACAACCUCUACCUGCGUACCAUCCCCUGCACCACACGGCUUCCUCGGGAUGGGGAGGUGCCAGGAGUGGACUACAACUUUAUAAGUGUUGGAGACUUCAGGAUCCUGGAGGAGAGUGGACUUCUACUGGAGAGUGGGACCUAUGAUGGUAACUACUAUGGGACCCCGAAGCCUCCUGCGGAGCCCAACCUGGUGCAGCCCGACUUGGUGGAUCAGGUUCUGUUUGAUGAAGACUACAGUGGCGAGAUACCCAGGAAACGCACAACGUCAGUCAGCAAGAUGGACAGGAAGGACAGCGCGGUCCCCGAGGAGGAAGAUGAUGAUGAGAGGCCACCGCUGGUCAAUGGACUGCCUGAGCACAAAGAGGGGGCGGACUGGAGGAAAGCGGUGCCCAGCUACACCCAGUCAAGCAGCACCAUGGACUUCCGCACAUGGAGCUCUCUUCCCCGCGAUGACAGCCUGGAGCCGCUGCCCCUUAACUGGGAGAUGGCUUACACUGAGACCGGCAUGGUCUACUUCAUAGAUCACAAUACCAAGACGACCACGUGGUUGGACCCCCGCUUGGCGAAGAAGGCGAAGCCCCCUGAGAAGUGUGAGGAUGGAGAGUUACCUUACGGCUGGGAGGAAAUUGACGACCCACAGUACGGCACAUACUACGUUGACCACAUCAACCAGAAAACCCAGUUUGAGAACCCGGUCCUGGAGGCAAAGAAGAAGCUGAGCCAGGAGACGGCCGCGAUCCAACAAGCCGCGGCAGCACCUUCCCAAGGUAAAGGAGGUGGGUUCGGCUUCACUUCAGACCCCAGCGAACUGAAGGGUGAGAUGUAUCACACAGCGCUGAAGAAGAGCUCCCAAGGAUUUGGAUUCACCAUCAUCGGAGGCGAUCGCACAGAUGAGUUUCUGCAGGUGAAAAACGUGCUCAGCGACGGUCCUGCUGCCCACGACAACAAGAUGGCGUCCGGUGAUGUGAUUGUUGAGAUUAACGGGAUGUCUGUGCUGGGGAAGACCCAUCCAGAGGUGGUGCAGAUGUUCCAAUCCAUCCCCAUCAACCAGUAUGUGGACAUGGUCCUUUGCCGUGGCUACCCGCUUCCUCCAGAUGUGGAUCUAGACAGCGAUGACCCCCUUCCACCUCCUCCUCCCCCGCCGGCCACCCAGACCCAGCAGGCCCUGCACGGCGGAGAGGUGGUGACGGCCGUGCCCCUCAUCAAUGGGCAGCCGCUGCUCGUGAAAGGCGACGUCCUCCAUGGCUCCUCUCAGGAGCUCCACUACGUCACCACGGACGCCAGCGGGCGGCCCGUUGUGGCGGCCUUGCCCAACGGGAGGCACGGGGAGCGGGGAGAGCUGGCGGCGGGGAUGCUGCAGCCGGAGCUGGUGAGCGUGCCGCUGGUCAAGGGGCCCGGAGGGUUCGGGUUCGCCAUUGCCGACUGCCCGCUGGGCCAGAAGGUGAAGAUGAUCCUGGACGCCCAGUGGUGCCGCGGGCUGCAGAAAGGAGAUGUCAUUAAGGAGAUCAACAGGCAAAAUGUCCAAACUCUGAGCCACGCCCAAGUGGUGGACAUUCUCAAAGACUUACCAGUGGGCAGCGAGGUCAACGUGCUAGUGCUGCGAGGAGUGCCCCUAGGAGGUGAGGUCAGCGUGCUGAUACUGACGGGAGGUCAAACGUCCCCCGUGAAGAGUCUAAAGCCUAGACAGGAAAUGACGGCCAGCACAGAGACUUUGGACGGUAUCAUGGACUCAGUACCCCAGGCCUUGCCUUACCACUCCAACACGAGCACCCUGCGCUCCGCCGACUCCCCCAAACGAGACGCCACAGAGCUGUACCUGAAGUCCAAAGCCCUGCUGGACAGCAGACAGCCCCACACCAAAGACAUAGAUGUUUUCCUAAAGAGAGACAUUGAAACAGGCUUUGGCUUCCGUGUUCUGGGAGGAGAAGGUCCACAACAGCCAAAUGUUUUUCCCCAGGUGUACAUCGGGGCCAUCGUGCCCAACGGAGCUGCAGAGAAGGACGGUCGUCUGAGAGCGGGAGAUGAGCUCAUUGGCAUUGAUGGCGUGAUGGUUAAAGGUCGUUCGCACAAGCAGGUGCUGGAUCUGAUGACCAACGCUGCCCGUAAUGGUCAGGUUAUGUUGACUAUACGCAGGAAGGUCAUCUACAGAGAUGUGACAGAGGAUGAGGCUCUGGAAAUGACUCCAGUGCUGGUGAACGGUUCUCCCAAGCUACCUCGCCUACCGAUGCCCAGCGCUCUGGACCACGAGUCUUUUGACAUCACGCUCCACCGCAAAGACUCAGAGGGAUUUGGCUUCGUUAUCCUCACCUCUAAGAGUAAACCGCCGUAUGGAGUCAUUCCACACAAAAUUGGCCGGAUCAUUGAAGGCAGCCCCACCGACCGCUGCGGCCUGCUGCACGUCGGAGAUCGUAUCUCAGCGGUCAACGGGCGCUCCAUCAUUGAGCUCUCUCACAAUGACAUUGUUCAGCUUAUCAAGGAUGCCGGCAACGUUGUCACCCUCACUGUGGUUCCCGAGGACGAAUACAAGGGCCCUCCAUCUGGAGCCAGUUCAGCUAAACAGAGUCCAGCUCUCCAACACCGAGCCAUGGGGCAAAGGUCCGCACUACAGGAUGAACGUUUUAACCUGGACCUGGAAGAGAAAAGGGAGGGAGUCAACUGGUCUGACCACAAAAGUCUUUCACUUGGUGAGCAGGGAACGCUGUGUGUGACAGGACCCAACCAGGGUUGUUUGACAGUGGAGUUAGAGAGGGGUCCCAGGGGCUUUGGCUUCAGUCUGCGAGGGGGAACAGAGUACAACAUGGGCCUGUACAUCCUGAGACUGGCUGAGGAUGGACCUGCUCAGAUGGACGGAAGGAUCCAUGUUGGAGAUGAGAUAGUGGAGAUUAACGGGGAGCCGGCACGCGGCAUUUCCCAUACACGGGCUAUUGAACUGAUCCAGGCUGGAGGGAGCAAAGUGGUACUGUUGCUGAGGCCUGGGGCGGGCCUGGCUCAAGAUGGCAGUCAACAUGAUCAAAAACUCAUUUCACCCGCAAGCUAUUCCGGAGAGGUGUUUUUCUCCGACACAUCACCCCAGACCUCUCCAUAUCCCACCGGGGCUUCCACAUUUGUUUCCCCUCCUUUCUCCAGCAAACUGAAACAUUCCCAUAGCUGGAGCAGCAUCUCCCCACGUCGCAAGCCCCGCAGCAACAGGGCUUUAAGCUCAGUGGAGGAGAGCGGCGAGUGGGCGGACAAAGAGAUAGGAAGGCUCUCUCCCGCCUCCCCCGAGCAUAUGAGCUUCUACACGAGGACCAGGCCCACGAGAGACUCCAGAGAGCUAAGCAGCCCAAAGAACACAGUGGAGACAUUUUCUAAAGCCAAAGAGCAGCAUCACGGUCCCAAAAAGACUGAAAGUCAGGCGCAGGAAGAAAUGCUGAGCAGGAAUAGGGCUUCUCAGACAAAAACACAAUUCACAAACCCUAGAAAGUCUCCUCAAGCUGAACAGCAAGCGGCCUCGACCCCGCAGCGCGCAGAGCAUCAACAAGGUCUUCAGAGGAGAUUGAAAAACUCUUCCAGCAGAGAGAGCUUGGAUCAUGAAAAGCAAAACGGCAAAGGGGGGAAUCUUGAGAUCAGAAGAUUUUCACGAAGACAGGAGAUGGAAGGGAGAGGAGGAGAAAGGAGCGGGCCCAUCCGUGAGCAAGUGAGCUUCAAAAGAAGGGUGGCGGCAGAGUCUCCCCACCACAGGACGUCACCUCAUACGGUCAGAGAGGGCGAGAAAGGUACAGGUAAAGACUCGGGGCAGAGAGAUGCUAAUGGGAGCUCCAAAUCCACACAAGACAGGAAUACAAGUAGAGAACCCAUCAUCAAAAGAGAAUCGCUGUUGUCUUUUAAAGGUAUUCGGAGUAGAAAAGGUUCAGUGGUUUUGUCGAGAGAGGCAAAAGGGAGAGAAGACACAUUUUCUUACUCCAAAGAAGUCGGUAGUAAAGAAGGCUUUGUUGCCUCUGUAAAUACAGGCACCCCACCGAGCCCAAAGGGACCUAUUAGCCCCGGCCCUUGGAAAGUGCCCAGCACAGCCAGAAUCCUCUCCCAGGCAGAGGUCCUUCGUGACCCUUUGUGAUGGAAUAUCGAAUUGCCCAGACUUGCGUAUAUUUAACACUAUCCUCAGUGGAUCGUUUUUCAGAGUUCUUCCAUAAAACAGAGAAGUGCAACAUGGUUCCACUUUUAUUACCUUUUUGGACCGUGUUUGUCUUUUAGGUCUAUUUUUGGGAGUCCUGUGACAUCACGUGUUGGCAUGUAGCAGCUCCCCCCACCCUCUCCACCGCCUUGUCCGCUGCUUCGGCAUCUUUCGAUGAGGGACUUAAGCAUGUGCGGCAUGCUCGGGGCCUUGCCACGACGAGACAUUUUUGAAAUGUGAAUAUGUGCCAAUCCCGGGAGCCUCCUGUGGAACAACGACCACCAACAGCGCUUCACCCAUUACAAUGCAAUGACCCAUAUGCAAAGAAAGGAGACAGGCCCUCGCCUCUCGCCUGUAGUAUACACCAAGUGUGACUGUCAUCUCGGGUUUAAUUUUGCUCUCGGCCUCAUCGUGCGGAUAUUUUGACUUGUCUUUUUUCUUAAACGUUUGCUCAACUGCAUGCAGUCGGUCCUUCUGUUUGUUUUGCUGCACGUUGUUCUGCACAUCACUGAGGAUGAUUCCCGUUUCUAAUUCUCAUUCUCAACACCAGGCAGAUUUCUAAAUACAGUACAAUCCAGCAAGCGUUCACUUUAACCGGGGGGACUACUCUAGACUGUUCUAUGAUCAUAGACACGACUCGCCUCCAUACAAAACAGUACCAUUAAAAAGACCAGAAACUUGUGGUUUGAGAUCUUGUUUACCAUGUGUACGAUAACCAACCAGUGUGUAAUUUAUUUAGACGAUAGAUUAAUAUGUGUAUAUGUAGCCGUACCAAGCCAUUCCACAUUUUGAUAUAGACUUCAAAAGAUUUGUCCCAUGUUAUUUGAACUUUCACCAUCCCUCCGAUGUAUUUCAGUGGUAGGAAUUACCAUGGAUCUCGUAGUUCAUGAAAUGUAUAGGUGACGUGCAAACCGCUGUACCAAAUGUUUGCAAUCGCUCAAAACGUGUCUCAUUGUGAAAUAUUAUAUAUUAUAUAUAUUUGAAUGUGUCAUGUUUUGCAGAUUCUAACUUUUAAAUAUCUAUUGAAUUCCAUUGCACUGCAUCUGCCCUUGUAGCAUAACAGAAUGACCAUGAGUUGUAUUUAAUUUUGUGAUGUUGACUUGCUACCGAUGCCAUUUUAUUAUUAAUGUUUUUUUUAUUUUAUAAAGCUAUUUAAUUUUUUCUAAAAAAAAAAGAAAGAGAUUCACUGUUUAAGGCCAAAAUGGCAAUUUAUAUAAUAAUGUGCAAGUUCUAAGUCGUGUCCCUGAUGGUUUUACCUUGGCCGAGUACUGAGAAAAGGAAAAGGAGGGUUUGAAAAAGUAUGUGUUCGUCAAUCCUGCUGUAUAACUAUCUGACAUGGUAUAGCUUGAAGGAUAAUGGAGCUUAGAGAGUGAUGUGGUGGUUUACUGAGGUAUUGAGCAUGCUGCUGAUGUAAGACAGGUAUACAAAGAUCCCAGCUGCUUACAUAUUUGAAAGGGUGCUGAGCUUGUGAGAUAACAAUUGGUUCCAAAUGUGGAGUCAGUGGAAAUGAGACUGUAGUCUGAUUUCACUGUUACUUCAACUUUCCAAAGCUUCUGCUGUGAAAUCAGAGAAAAUUAUAUAUAUACUCAGCAUACCUGCUAAUACAGUUUAUGAGAUUAAGACAUAUUCAGAUGAGCUCAGGGAACACAGUAUAGUAGCAAACGUGUGAUAAAGUCAGUGUCAGUGAAAGUCAAAUGGUGAUUAAAGGGGACAUAUCAUGCUCAUUUUCAGGUUCAUACUUGUUGUAUAUUUUGGGUUUCUACUAGAACAUGUUUAUGUGCUUUAAUGUUCAAAAAACACAUUAUUUUUCUCAUACUGUCUGUCUGAAUAUACCUGUAUUCACCCUCUGAUGAUACCAAUACCAAUAGAGUUCUUCAUAUGGUUCGUUUGUUCCCUCCGCUCCCAAGCUUAAAGCCGCUCACCGCUCGCUCCAAAAAAGCAACAAGCUGCGAAUGUCAUUUUUUUAAUAUUUGAAGCUUCUAUUGAGGUUUGGGUGGAUGAAGCUUUGAAUGCCUGUAGUCAUAUUUUAUGAUGACAUCAUCCUAAAAAUAAAUCCUCAAACAAAAUUCUCAAUUUGACUUAAGUGAUUCAUCGGAUUAAAUAAGGCAGUCUUUUUUUUUUUAUCAAAUCAACUUUCUUUAAUGAAUAUAAUUCAUCAGUUUCAUUGGAUUGCUGCUAGACCGCUCCGUUAAUACAGGUAUGUCAUUUGUGUUUUGCGAGUGUGAGAGCAAACAGUUUUUGACCGCAGUGAAAAUAUUGUUUUGAAAAGCUAAACGCCAAUAAAUUUGGAUUGAAACAGAAUAUUUCGUUAGAUAAAAACAUCUCUUUUUCAAUAACUGCUGAUUUUUGGACUUUACAACGCUCUGGAGUUAUUGAACAUUUUUGGAUCACACAAGAUUGAAACAAUCCUACCCAGCCGCCGUGCGCAACACACAGAUACGUUCUGGGUCAGGCUCACUCGGGCAUGUUUCGAACUAAUGGUGUGAGCGGUAAAGGAGCUCACAUGCUCUGACAUAUAGUCAUUUUUUUUCAAGAUCUGGGUACAAAAAGGAUCAAUUACAGAGAAGUUUGGAUACUACUUGGUACUGGGUUAUUUCGGUGGAUACUUUAAAGGUAUCGAGUACCGAUAUCCAGCCCUAGUGAGUAGGUAGGCACUCAAAUGUAUGUCCACAAGAACUGAAGAACUGAAUGAUAUGUCCCCUUUAAGGUCUGUGAUUGACUGUGAUAAGAGCUUGUGAUUGUAUAAGGGAGUUUUCAGGUUAAAAAAAUACUCGAGGAAGCGCUAUGAGCCAAUCAGCGGUAGGUCUUUGUGCAAUAGUAAUAGUGGUUGGUUGAAUGAAUACAUCCAACCCUGAGUGUCAGGUACAGGCAGUUCACUCUGGCGAGUCAAAUAAUGCCCUUUUUUAUUGUAUGUCCCCUGCACUGUUGUACUCCUUUAUGCUUUUCUUUUGACCAUUUUCUUUUUAUCUCGUCUCUGUAUCAUACUGUGGCCUUGCAUCGCUUCAUUAGAAAAACAAUCCUCGUGGUUUCUUCUACAUUCUGUAGGAACAGUAGAUGUAAAUGUUUGUACAUUGUACAGCACCUUUAUAAAUACUUGCUGAGUGCUCUUUCGGGGGGG